GCAGGGGCAGCCACAGCUGCUCUGGGCACCCUGUGCCAGGGCCUGACCACCCUCGUGCAAAAGAACUUUUCCCUAAUAAAAGUUACUUUGUGUUUCACCCUGUCAAAGAUCACCAAGCUUUGGUCUCUGUUUGGAAACAAGCUGUGAAUCCAAGCAUCACCUUUCCAAUGUGCCAUCCUGAGGGAAAACGGGUGAAUUCCUCACCUUUGGGGUGUUCUCCCUGGAUGGGAUUUAGUAACAGGUAGCAGAAAGGCUCAUUGUGCUAGCUAAAUUAAUUCCUAAAUUGCUGCUUGAGCUGUUGCCGUGUUUAGAGAACACCAGGACCCGUGGAUUCACAGGAUUGCCAGAAAAAGGACCCGAAUGUGGCUGUGACCAUGGCCAUGACUGUGACUGUGGCUGUGUCCACAGACACUCUGAGCUCAGCCCAUGUGAGCUGGACUCCGUUUGGCUCCUGCCAUAACCCAGAUAAGGAGCUGCUCCCUGCUCACGCCUCUCGGCCUUUUUAUCUCUCGCUGAGCUCCCAUUGCUGGCCCCUACAGCUCCUGUGCUGCUGGUGUGAGGGCACAGGGACAGUCCCACAGGGCACAGGGACAUCCCACAGGGCACAGGGACAUCCCACAGGGCACAGGAACCGCAGGAAUCUCUCCUGAGCUGCUGCUCCAUGUAGUGCAUGAUGCCUUCCCGCUACCUGAGCUUCCGCUGCAGCGUGCCCUGGCUGAUCCUUGUGCUGCAGGCUCUGCUCCUCCUGCGCUCCUUCUUCGGCUUCCCGGGUGUCAGUGACAACUAUUCCUCAUCCAGCCCCUGUUGUCCCUACCCAGAAUUUCAAGAUGUGAACCACAUGGUGAUUUUUGGAUUUGGCUUCUUCCUGAUGGUUCUGAGAAGAUAUGGCUUUAGCAGCACUGGGUUCAACUUCCUGCUCGUUGUUCUUGGUGUCCAGUGCUCUGUGCUGGCAGAAGAUUUAUUAGUUUUCCUUAGGGGAGGGCGAAAUGUAGCUGGUUUGGAAAGACUAGCAAAGGCUUUUGUGAGCGUGACUGCUGUGGUCAUCUCCACUGGGGCUGUCCUGGGCAGGGCCAAUCCUGUGCAGCUCAUUGUCAUGACCCUGGUGGAAUUAAUCUUCUUCUAUGUGAGCAGAUACAUCAACGAGACAUUCCUGGAGGUCCCUGAGCACCUCACUGGGACGCACGUGUUCCUCUUUGGAGCCUACUUUGGCCUGGCACUCGCCUCCCGCUUCCCUGAGGCUCCCCCGGGGCUGGACAAGGACAGGAGCACCCCAAAGUCAGAGCUGUUCUCAGUGCUGGGCACUGUGUUUGUCUGGGUGUUCUGGCCGAGCUUCAAUUCUAUCCUGCCUUUAUCCAAGAUGCAAGCAGUGCUCAACACCUACUUGGCCCUGGCAGUGAGUGCUGUGGCUGCCUUCAUGUUGUCUGCUCUGACCUCCAAGGAUGGCAAAUUCAGAAUGGCUCAGAUCCGCAGUGCAGUGCUUGCUGGAGGGGUCGCCAUCAGCUGCACCACAGAGCGCAUCCACCAGCCCUGGAUUGCCAUGCUCCUGGGGCUGCUGGCCACUGGCAUCACCAUCCUGGGCUCUCACUGUGUGCAGAGGUGCUUUAAUCCUGCCUUGAAGCUCCAGGAUACUUCUGGAGUUCAUUUCACUUUUGGGUUGCCUGCUGUGCUUGGAGCUGUGGCCGCUGUUGUGCUCGCACUUGUAGAGGAUAGGAUUGACACACGACGGAAUGAAUUAUCCAGACUGGGUUAUGAUGCCUUUGUUUAUAUUGGUGCCUUCUGCCAGACCAUCAGCACUGCCCUGGUAACAGGAUUGAUUACAGGUUUGAUCUUAAACAUCAAACUGCUGAAAGCUGUGCAUGUCUCUAAGUACUUUGAUGACCAGUUUUACUGGGAGGUGAGUUUCAAAAUCAUUUCAGAUUCCCUGUGGGGGAGUUCAUUUAGCACCUUGAUGAAGAACUCCAGGUAUCUGAAUUAAAAAUAUGGAGGAAAAAAAGAGUUAUUCCUUUUCCCAGCACAAACAGUCCUUGGGCACCCUUAGGUGCUGAUGUGAGGCUGUGUCUGAAUUACAGGAAUAACAAAUGGGUGAAAAUAAGCUUUUAAUCAGCUUUUCCAUUGGUUUGGGGGUUUUCCUGUGGUGAUUUGAUGUGUUCUGAUACAGGAAUGUUUGUGUUCACAGUUUCCCCACUUGUCUGUUGGAUUUUGAGUGGAGGAUCCCAGCUGACAGACAGGACCAGGAUAAGAUUUUCCUCUUUAUCACCAGAAAAACUGAACAGCUAUGAUGGCUUCAAAGAGCACUGAAAUACCAAUGCUCAGGCCCACAAAAGCCACCCCAAUGGACACUCAAAAAUGAAACUGUUCCAGUUAUUCUUGAGAGAUACAGAGUGUAAAUUCACAAAUGUAAACUUCAGCUGCACGCAGCUUUUCUGCUUUGUUGGCCUUACCUUGAAUAUUUUUUAUAAGAUAUGUAUUCAUGGCUUCUCAAUCCAAAUGCUUGGAAACAUUAAAGUAUUUUUAGCUCCCAGGUUUACAAGGCAAAAUGAUGGAUUUGAAAGUGUCAUUUCUCAAGGAGCACUCUUAUCUAGCAAAGUCCUCAAGUUUUUAAGCUGAAUUGAUUCUGCUGAAGGCCUUGACAAGCCAGGAUUUGAUGAGUGAGCUGGAGCAGGGCCAGAACUCUGCAUCCUGCCUGCCUGAACUCCUGGAAAAACCUGGGUAUUAUAUAUAACUCCUGAAAAACCUGGAUAGUGGGAGGUUCUGAUGGCCAGGGUGGUGUUCCUGAAAGCCCUGGGGUUUGGUGCCAAGUGUGAAACACAGGGACAGCACAGGGCAGGGGGCUCAGUGCUGGCAGCACCCCAUUCUGGAGAGCAGCACCUUGGGGACGGAGCAUUCUGUGCCACUGCACCCUGGGUUUCAGUGGAUUGUGAUCCUCAGUGUUUCUUUCUUUCAGGAAUUGUUGAUGUAGAAAAUCUUUGAGCAGUGCUUACUUAAUAAAGAGUGAAAACUGAACCGUGGCUGCUUCCCUUCCUUCAGCACCCUGUGAGCAGUGAUGCCACACACAUCUUUUAUGGAAAAUCCUUUCCUUGGGAUGUUUCCUCCUGAGAAGCAGCUCCCAAACCUUCUGCACACAGCUGGGAGUUGGUACUUCCCACAUUUCACAUUUCCUCUUUAUCACUACAGGAUAAAGGAAAUAUUCAGGAAUGGAGGGGAAAGAAACAUCCCAAACCACCCCAGUUCUGAAUGACACAAGAAAAGCCACACACCAGCAAGUUUUGAAAUUGAAGAAACGGUUAUAUUGCCCAGAUAUAGGAAAUAUUUAAUAAAUAUCUGUUAAAAGGUUGUUUAAAUGCAUUUUUAAUAAGUCUUGGAGUGUAAAUAACAUCAUAGAAAGAGCUGGUUAAAUACAUCCAUGUCCCACUCUCCUUUUAUUUGUAACAAACAUCAUUUUAGAAAAGUGACUCCACUGCUGUUUGUAGGAAUUUUACGUUUCUCAAAAACACCACAACGCUGAAGUGGAUUACGUACAAGAGUAAAAAAAAUAACCAGAAUAGAGCUGAUUUAGUGCUUUCAGCUUUGCUUGAUUUCUCUUCAGACACGAUGGAAGGUUUACAAAAUGGUUUUACAAAACUCUGGGGGUGCAGGCAGAGCCCAGGGGGGUUCACUGCCACAGAUCCUCCGUGCGCCCAAACUUGAACACCAGGCCCC
Molecule: messenger RNA, 3699 nt
Organism: Zonotrichia albicollis (white-throated sparrow)
Lineage: Eukaryota; Metazoa; Chordata; Aves; Passeriformes; Passerellidae
Source: RefSeq, a predicted model, not a curated record